AUGAAAAUCAAGUAAGAUAAGCCAAAGGUUUCGAUUCCCUUUAAGGAGCAAUUCAUCAAUUCCAUCCUUCAACUCUAUUAUUAUGCUCCUAUGAACAAAUCAGUCUUAUUUGCCUUCUAUAUUUUAGGACUGCUUUAGCCUUUGCUAUUCCAAAACUUCCCUCUGAAUUCAUUUACUCAAAUGGACGGUUAAAUACUAACACCCAUAAAUUAGUUUUGGUACAUCGAAGUUGUGGCUCGUCCUGACUUUAUCGUUUCGGGCUACAUACCCAAAUAUUGUUAUUUGAUCUCCAUGAUCUUUAGCAUGCUGUUUAUUUUUAUCCCUUUGUUAUUGAAUAUCUCCAACAAAUAGAACUCAAAUAAUAAACGAAUGAUUAAUAAGCUAUCCUUUUAUAUGCAUUUAAGUUCAAACCUUUUCCAACUCCAGCCUAUUUUCUUAUAAAUACCAUUAUAAUGUCUCUGCUUUCAAUCUUUAAGUUAUAACCUAAGCACCAAUGGCAUUAUUGAACUUAAUUACUUAAACAUAACUUUGAUAACUACGACCCUGCUGUUUUUAUACACCAUCAAUUUCUUGAUCAUUCUCCUAUGCAAGGAAACAAUCGAUUUUAAUUUAAACUGCUUUUCUACCCUUAAAUUAAGUUUUGGCGAUUUCAUCAUUUGGAUGCUCAACAUAUUCCAAAUAAUCAUUUACUAUCAUUUGACGAAAUUCAAUGAAGUAUUGUAGGGGAUAAUCCUCUUUGCUAUUGCCUUGAUAAUGUUAUAUAAUAUUUUUAGUCUUUUGACAUGUUUGAAAAAAGUGAUUCUAACUACUUUGAUGGUAAUUUCAUAUUAAUCUAUCCAAUCAUUAUUGAUUUUAGUCAAUUUUUAAUCAGACAUAGACACCAACAUCAACAUCAUUAUUUAUAUCUUGGUUCCUUUGCUGGCCUAAAUCCUCUACGAUUUCUUUGUAUACAAGGAUUAAAGGAUGAUGCAGAAAACUCAAAAAUUUUCAAUUUCAAAUUGCAAAUACAUACUUGGCAAGUUCUUUAAUGAUGAAUUCAUAUCGUUCUCUUAAACUAUUUUAACCUAUAGCAAAAUCAUCAGUGAAUAUCAACAUAAGAAAUAAUCUAUUGAACCACAAUUGUCAUUACCAUUAACUUACAUCAAUAAAGAAUACCUACCUAAAUAUCUAUCGAAUUUCUACUUCAAAAGUCUGAUGAAAAAGUACAUAAGAGAACUCCAGAGAGUAGAUUCAAAAAAUAGAAAUGCCAAUCAUUAUGUGCACUACGUUUCUCUUCUCUACAGAAUCGGAUUAAAUAACUUAGCUCUUAAGCAGAUCAAUAUCCUAUUAUUCAAUAUCUCUAUGCGCACCAAUAGUAGAAGUUAGGUUAAAGAAAAGAUUAGUGAGUAAAUUAAAUCUAAUAACACGAUCAAUUAAGGAAGACAAUCCAUGAGUAGAUCAUCCAAAUCUUAAGAUGUACAGGAAGCAGGUUAAUUGCAAAUUAAUAAACUCAACAAAAUGCUCGCCUUUACUGGAACUCAUCUAUUAAAUUUCUAUCAAAAAGUGAGAGUGAUGAUUCUGAGAGAAAAAGUUAGGGACAAAUUAAAACUAUCCUUUCAAUACAAGGAGAUGAUUGGCGAUACCUAUAGUUUACAAAUGGCCAUAGAAAUAUUCUUAAAAAGUGAAAAGAGGAACCAAAACUUAAAAGAGUAAGUGUAAAUGCUGGUCAAUUCCAAAUUGGGGUUCUUUCUUUAAUUACAGUAAGUAAAGCAUAUCAGAUCAGCCUAACUUUUUCAAGUGUCUAAAUCAUUAAGUAAGAAAAUAGAAAUCUUAGAAAACAAACUAAUCAAAUUAUACAAAUAUUUUCCAAGUCAAAGGAUUCAGUCAUUGCAUACGUACUUUUAAGGAGAACUCUUAGAAAAUUAUCUAUACGCUCAUAAAAUAACUUGUAAUUCCUCUAUAUCCGAUGAGAAAUUGAUAAAUGUGCACAGCAAUGCUUAGUAGAAGCAUGCGUUAUUUAACAAAGAUCUAAUAUACAUGAAUGUUAAAUUAUUUGAAGACACUCAAGAACUUCAGAUAUAGAAUAUUACUCCGCAGAUAUGCAAAUUCUUUUUAAAAGACUAUGAUGACUUAAAGACAAACAGCAAUAUUGACUAUUUAUUACCAGAUGGAAUCAUCAACGAACACUAAUUAUUGGUGUAAAGAUUCCUGCAAACUUCGUAGUCUCGGUAUUAUUUGAACAAGAAUCUGAGUUUUUUUAAACUUCACAAAAUAAUCAUUCAGCCUUUUGAAUUCUUUUUUGAGGUUAAUUUUAGUGAUAUUACACAAAUCUAAUUUUUGGUUUUUUUAAGCGAAAGUUUUCAAACAUCAGCCUAUAUAUUUGUCGAUGUAAAUUAACAAGUAGGUGGAAUUACUUAAAAUCUAUUGGAUAAGUUAGGAUAUUCCAAUUAUUACAUUGAAAAUAUCAGAUAUAAAUUGUUAUUGAAUACACCCAUUGAAUAUUUGAUUCCGUGUUUCUAAUAACUUAUCACGUAUAAAGACUUAGUCAAUCUCGCUGAUUUUAAAUUUAUAAAACAACCCAUUUUGAUAAAUCCAUUGAUUGAUGAUAAGGUAAGAAACACUAAAUAGGAUUUCUCUGAAUGGCAACUAUAAUAGAAUUUGAUGUAUUGCGAAUGUCUAAUGUCAAUUCAUAUUCGCGAACUUUACGGGUAUCAAUAUUAUAUAGUGGAGAUAAAGGAGUUAAAGGUUAAUGAUUCCUAUUUCGACAACGAAUUCGAGAGCAAUUCAUUAGAUUAAGCAUUUACACCUGUUUCUGAUCAGGAAGGAUUCGCUAAUCCUCCAGGGAUUUUGAAGAUAGAGAGAGAAAAGUUUGAACCUUUUAGAAGGAAUGAUCAUUAAUUUGAAACUAACUUAAUUCUAGAUAAGAGCUAACAGUUUUAUCACCCAGAUCAAUAGAAGUAUGAGGUUAAUUUGAUGAGUCCUGUUGAUUUAAGUGCUAAUCCAACUCCUUUGAACUCUGCUAAUCCCCUGCUGAAACAACAAGAGUUCUACAGUCAAAUAGCAUAAAAUCCUGAGGGCAUUUCGUACUCAUCUAAAAAUCAAUUUGGCAGGGCAGUGGAUAUGGAUGAUCUAGAAUAAGUUAAGAAACCUUAAUUUGAAAAAAAGGGCGAGGAUACGAAUUCUUCCCAAGUGGCAUGGGCCAAAUAGUCUCAAUUUUAUAAAAAAUAUGAAAUGAUUUAAUAAAUUUUGAGACCUCAUAUUCCAAGGUAACUCAGAAUUUUUACCAUAUUAUUAGUAGUGUAUUUUAUGAUUAGUUGUAUUCAUUAUAUCAUCAUAAUCACAAAGAAUUAGAAUGAUCUAAAUUAGUUUAUAUCUGAAAUAGACAUGAUAGAAUUGCAUAGUAGUUUCAUGGCACCUCAUGAUAUAUUUGUAGCUAUGAGAGUGGCUAUACUUUCAUACAACGCUUACGUUUCUCCUGGUGCACUUACAUAGGCUUAAGCCAAUGCUUUGACUAAACCAUUUUAUGAUAACAUUUAAAUUGGAUUCAAUGAAAUAAAGGAAGUAUUCAUCAAAUAGUUAAAUAAUCAAAAUCUAUAGCCUUUUUUUGAAAAUAAGACUAUUGGGAUGAUAUUUAUGGGUGCAAACACAAGUGAUGUUUAUAAUCAGACAUUGAAUAUUAGAGAAGCCUUGCAAUAGAUCAUUUAGAAUUUGCAUCAAUACAAGUAUCGAUAUGAGAAUAGAAUGAGCACAGCGGGUAGUUCUAUCUAAGUGUUUGGAGUAGCCAAUUAGUUCUUUCUUCAUUAUUGGUUAGAGGAACUAACCUUGGAAAUAAUGGAUUACUCAACCAAUAGAAGUAUUACAAUAGAAUCUGAUUGGACUAUGAUUUGGGCCAUUUUCGUUGUGAUUACUUUGCUAGUUACAUUAUGCAUAGUUUAUUAUUUCAGAUUGUUCAAUUAGAGAUAAGAUAUGUAUUUGGGAGUGUUCAAGUUUUGUAAUUUAAGUCGAUUGCAGUAUGAAAUAGAUAGAUACAAAUUGAUUCAGAAACAAUUACUAAAGAAUCCUGAUCUAGUUUUCUUGUACAAGUUUGACUUGUCGUAAAAGGAGCAAUAGCUUCUAAUCCAACAGAAAGUACAAGAUCAACUGAAUAGAAAGAACAAAGAUCAAUAGCGGAAUGGUUAAUUGCAAUAUGAACCUUUAUCUAUAAUAAUGAGUAUAUCUCUUAUCUUGGGGAUUUGGAUUGUAUUUUUGGGGUUGAGUGUGAUAAUAUUCUAAGGAGAGCUGAGUUACUUGAAAAAAUACCCUGACACAGUUGAUAUUUACAAACUAAUCUAAGAUAUGACCUAUUCUUCUGCCACUCUGUAUUAGAAUAGAGAUUACCAUUUCAUAUUUCCCAACUUUACCUAUUUGACUGAGUUUGAUAGUUAAUAGAUAUUUUCAUUGAUUGAUUAAGGAAUUGACAAUAUUGUGAAGUUUAACUUAUUGACAUAGGAAUUUGAUUCAUCCAAAUAUUAAGUAAAUAAUGAUUUUGUGUUUUUCUUUAAUUAAGUUUAGAAGUAGUCGAUUUGUGAUAUUUUAAGUCAGGAGCAACUGGGAUUUUUGGUUGAUUUUUGUCCCAUUUCAAUAUAAGGAAAUUAUUUGAAAGGAGUGGUGGCGGCAUUGAAUUUUAUAAAAAAUUAGAUAUAAACUCAGAUUGUCGUCAAUAAAUUUAGCACACGAGUAGAAUACCCUAUUUAUGACAAUGAGGCUGGCAUCAUCAUGGUUAGAGUAUUUUAGAUGAUGACUCAGAAAUUGAAAUCAAGUAUGUUGGGAGUCACAAAUGAAUUAUAAACUGUCUCAAUUGUAUCUAUGUAUUUUAUAUAUGUUUUAGGUACUAUCUUCAAUAUAUUUAAUAUUUGCUGUACUAUCCAUUUCAGUGAUAUUUUUAGGAUUGAAAAAAUACUUAGAAACAGAAUUUAAUACCAUAAAAAGAUUCGUGCAAUUAAUCCCAUCUUCCAUAACCAUGCUAGAUGAUUAAUUUGAAAGAUACAUAAGAGCAUUAUUAGUCGAAGAGAUUUCGUGA
This is a messenger RNA of Paramecium octaurelia, 5038 nucleotides long. The record is from the annotation of a GenBank genome assembly. Lineage: Eukaryota; Ciliophora; Oligohymenophorea; Peniculida; Parameciidae.